AUGAAGAGAAGAAGACAAUCAGUGUCAACAUGUGUUGACUGCAAUAAAAGUUUCGAGUCACAAGAAACCUCGACACAACAUUUUAAUUCGCGCAAUCAUGUUCAACGGUUGUUGGCGAUAAAAAAUGCACAACUGAUGGACAUGGAAGAAGAAACGGAGAUUUUAGAAGAUGUUGGCACAAGAGUUGAGGCUGUCUAUGGGAUUUCAUCAGACGAGGAAAGUUUUUCAGACGAUGACAUGGGGGAGGUAUUUUUUAACUCCGAGGCGGAACAACUUAUUAGUGAUGAAAAUGCUGACAAAGACUUCUUCCCGUUUCCAAGUGAGACGUUUUUUCUGCUGUAUUGUUACGCGCACAGUAUCAUGAGACCGAAGGUAAGAACAGCAUUCUUCCACAAUACCAAUGGACCAUACUGACUAUACCGAAUUUACUCGUUUAAGCGCCCCUAACGAGCACAAUAUUAAGGAACCAUGCAAACUGUUAUUGUACCACCGGGCCGGAGCAAAUCAAGUUUUAACUUUUAAAAAAUGCAAGCCCUGCUUAAAGUGGCAUGAUAAAAAUCUCAAGCCUCGCUAUGAGCUUUACCAGGGCGUAGUAAAACAGUGUUUUACUACGUUAGUGUUUUACUACGCCCUGGCUUUACUAAAAAAAGUUGCUGCCCCGCUACCGUUAGUAAAAGAAGGUAGAUAUCAGGUAUACUGUACAUAGCAAUGUUUUUAUACAAAAUCAGAAGAGAUCGCUAAAAUAUGAAGGAGGUCUGACUAAAUACCCAGGGGAAAAAUAGGCCACCGGCUUUAGGGUUAGGGGUGGGGGUUAGAGGCCAGGGAGUGGGGGUUAGGGGGUGGGGGUUUGAGGUCAGGGGGUGGGGGUUAGGGUUUGAAUUAACGUUUGGAUUAAUCAUAGACCCAUUACAAUCCAAUACUUUAUUGCAUACAAUGGCAUUACAACGCCAAUAGAUUAUUGGUUACAACGUACGGAACGGCUAACAAAGAGCCGUUUGGUCAUUUUAUUUGGUCAUUUUGGUGGCCGUUUUACUAUAUCCUGUAUCAGAGUCUGUUGUUAAGGGUUACUAAUAAAAGUGGAAUAUGGUAAAAUAAAAGUGUGUGCCCGAUUGUGCCCCACCUGAAACACAUAAAAAUUCUUUGUGCCGGCUUCUGUGCAGCUCAAAAAAAGUAUGUGCCCCGUCCCCUUUUGCUCCGGCCCCGUAUAAACAUAAAUUUUGCAUGGUCCCUAAAAACACCGUUACAGACGAGCAAGUUUUCUUUGGCAAGUUUUUUUGUGACAAAUUUAAUUGGCAUAUAAAUCAUUAUCUCACAGUCAAGAUCAGACUUGGAGUUUCUUUGGAUGAUGAUGGGUCGUUUUGGGGUGAAUCUUCCGACGCUUUCAUCCGUUUUGUCCUUUAAAGUGAAAGGCUUGGAAAACUGCAUCUCAUUAAGAAAGGUAAAUCGCAAUUAAUCCUAAAAUAUCUAAAAAAUUUCUAAUGAAAGCGAAUGUUAACUAAUACGAAUGUUAAAUGUGUUUAAUUUUUUACUUGUGAAAUUGUUUAUCUUUAUGCAGAGUUACGGAAAUGAGCACCCUUUUUAUUGGAUUCCGCCAUCAGACAUCAUCAAAUUACAACUGGCCACACCUUCAGUUUCAAAUAAAUUGGCCAGAUAUCCCGAAAAAACUGAUCGAUUCAUCAAAGAACUGUAUCAAGUACGCUUAAUACAAACAUUUUCUUGCUUGUUGUAGAAAUUUUGUCACUCCUGACGUACAAAAAACCUCCCUGUACGUUUUUAAUUCAAAAAAUAAAAAAAUCGGCAUAGUUAUCAUAUGACGACUUAAAGUUUUCCAUUAGAUUUCACAAAGUAUUCGUACAAAGUAAUGCACUUUAAUGCAUUUCAGGGAAGGAAGUGGUAUAUAGACGAGCAAUUUCAGACAACCUCUGCAAGUGUUUCCGGAAAGACUUUCUAUGUUAAAGAUUUGGUAGAAUAUAAAAUUGAUGAGACAAUACGUCAUGGGAUAAUAGAUGGAUUCUAUAUGAAGGUUUUGAUCUUACUUAUGUGUUUAAUUGGAUAAUUAUACAAAUUAUCAUAUACGCCAAUUGACGAUGUGGUUUAGUAUAAUUACAUAGGUGAUUAUUGAAAAUUCUCCACGCUAUGGAAUUAUACUAAAACAAUUAUUAACCUCAGGCUCGGUGAUUAUUGUGAAUAGAAACCUCGACUUCGUUUCGGUUUCUAUUCACCGAUAAUCAAUUGUUAAUUAAUAGAACGUUGAUGAUACGCUGAAACACUUCUGUCGUUUGACAAAGACAAUUAUGAUGAACAUGGAGUUACGCUCACUGACUCUAACACAGGAAGUGGAGGAGGUCUGUCUUGAAGAUAUACAAAGGGUAUCAGGGUACAGAGUCGAUUGCAAAGAGACGGACGGACGUAUCGUCCAACUUAACAACGAGGUAUGUAUGAUUCCUUCAUGUCACAUAAAAACAUAAUUGAAGAGGGAAUACCUUAAGCAAUUUAUCCUCCUUUGAGCGUUCAGUGCAUUUUCAUUAAAAGGAAAAAGAACAGUUGCAACGUCCUCACCGAACCAAAAUCCUGGCAGACGGAAGACAGACUCUAACACUCCCAUUAGUUAUAUUUUCCGAUGAAACGAGCGGGAACAGAAGCAAGAAAUGGAAUCAAAUCGAAACAUAUUCCAUGUUUCUAGCAAGUCUGCCGCGAAAGGAAAUCACCAAAUUCAGUAACAUACAUUUCAUCUGUGCAUCAAAUUUGGUAGAUUCUAUAACUUUGGGAAAAGAAAUCGCAACAGAUUUAAGGAGUAUGUAUAUACUUCUAAUGUCGGCAGAUGAAAAUUUCAGCAUAUCAGAUAUAACAAUUUAUUAACGUUUAUCUCAUUUCCAGCUCUUGAAGAAGGCAUGGUUACGUAUGACGCAACGAGUGACUGCGAAGUAUUCGUUCAAUGCCCUAUUCUACUGGUAGCUUGCGAUAAUCCAAGGGCAUCCGAAUUUGCGCACCACAUGGGCAGUUCAGCUAACCAUUACUGUCGGAUAUGCGACGUAUGUAAAUGAGUUUUUAAUCGAAGAGAAAAAGUUUGAACCCUUUUAGUACAUUUAAUCAUAUAGAGGGCAAAAUUACUCGACCGUGAUUGGCUGAUUAGGGGGGAAUUUUUUCUUAAAGGGAUACGGCAAUAUAUUUUUUUAUUAUCUCAUUUGGAAGAACUUUUAAAAUUAUAUAUCAAUCUCUUUUACCGAUUUUGCGUAACUUUAUUAUUUCUUGAGAUAUUUGAACAGAAAAAAUCACAAAUCAGCGAGCUUUCCGCCAUCUUGAAUUUUGGCGGAUAUGCAUGUGACAUCAUAAGCAGGGUCACGCAAGAAUUUUAUCCAUAGAGCAACUGGUUAUUAUGAGCCCAAAAUCAUACACUUCAGUAACUAUUUGAAAUAAAAAACUGUCUGACGACUUUUCAAACAAGACUUAACGUUAUUUGGUCAUUUAGAUGUAGUUUUAUAUGGCUAACCCUGCUUUUGACGUCACUAAAAUCACCGAUAAUGAGAUAGAAAUUAAUCCAAGAUGCCGGACAGCAAAUUAUUUUAAGUCAAAAUAUUUCAAGAAAUAAUAAAGUUACGCAAGAUCGGUGAAGGAGAUUAACAUAUAAUUUUAAAAGUUCUUUAAAAUGAAAUAAUAAAAAAAUAUAUUGCCAUAUCCCUUUAAUUCGGGGAAAAUUACUUGCGCCCUUGCGAUUAUUACCUAAAGAUAUUUAUGGUUAUUCAAUAGGCAACAAAAGGAGAAGGAGUAGAAGUUGGCGUUUUGCGUACACCAGAAGACGUCCAGAGAACGAUUGGAAGGAUAGCCGCGGCAGGGUAAGGUUGAGCAUAAACCUACCUUACUAACUUACUUGACAGUGUAUAUAAUAUUCGCGUCCUACUCAUUUUCGUUGAGCUUUACUGAAUUCGCGCACAUUGUUGAGAUGUGUCCGUAUGUCUUUUUUGCUUGUUUAAUUGAACUAUUAACAAUUAAAGUGUUUAUAAGUGUUAAUUUAGUAAUUAGCCGUGUCCGUAUGUCUUUUUUGCUUGUUUAAUUGAACUAUUAACAAUUAAAGUGUUUAUAAUAAGUAUUUUUUAUCUGCAGCGCUGCGCGAAUUAGUACUGCGCGAAUUUUAAUACAUUAGUAAGGUAUAUAGGUUUAGAAAAAACGUUUUGUCCGCUGCGUUAGUAAAAUUUACCAUGAUUAUCUUUUGUACACGUUCCAAGGAAAUAAAUUUGUUUGCAUUCACAUUCACGGGUCUUUUCCAUAGAAGCGAAAGACAGAAAAAGGAGAUAAGGAAGUCGACAGGAACCACAGAACGAGGUGGACAGUUCGAUAUUUUAUCAAGUUAUGACGCAAUAAAGUAAGCAGCUUCUACUCAUUAUGUGUAAUUCCUCCACGUAAAAUUACAAAAUCUUCGAGUGCGUAUAAAAUGAUCUUAUUACUAUUAUUACACUUGUUGACAAGUUGUACGUUUUCACGUGUGUAGUGCUUAUGAAACGAAGUCUUUUCCUCCUCUUUUACUGUUUUGACAAGAAGUACUGCUUGAAUAAUGGAAAAUGGCGUUUACAGUUUAUUCAUAUCCCAUCUCUUUAAAGAAUCACAGUCAACCGUGAUCCUUUGCGCGCUAUGAUGUUUACCUUUCUUUUGUAUUCCGUCAUUUUAUUAGCCACCUGUAGGCUGACAAUUGGCAGUAUUUUGGCUAAUUGGCUAUGACAAGUUUCAUUGAAUUUUAUAAAAUUACAAUAAAGAUAUUACACUUUCUAGUUAUUGCCACUAUCUCAAGUCACACUUGUGACGUCACAACUCGAAAUAUUCAACGCGCGAUAACUUGAGAACGAGAUGAGAUAUACAUAAAUUGUAAACGCCAUUCAACAUCACUCAUGCAGUUCUUGUAGCACAACCAUAAAAAAUGUGGGGAAAAUUUCGUUUCAUAAGCACUUUAAUGACAGGUUCGGAAAACUCAUAAUCACAUUCAUACGUAUGUAGACAAACACCUGUCGAGGUUCUCCAUACUAUCCUUCUUGGUCCUGUCAAGUAUCUUGUCACGAAAACCAUGAAGAACAUAAGCGUUGCUGACAAGAAAAAGGUCCAAGCCAAGAUCGAAGCAUUCGACUUUUCCGCCUUUCAGAGACGUCUACCAGGUAGCUUCGUUAAAAAUUAUGGUUCCUGCGUUGGCCGUGACUUUAAGCUCUGGGCUCAGAUAUCCGUUUUUAUACUCGAUGGGUUGAUCUCAGCCGAGGAACUCGAAGUCUGGCUAUAUCUAAGUGAAGUAAGUACAAAUGAAGGACCAAUUAAUUUUGCGCGCUCAGACUAUAAAGCCAUUAUAAUAAGCCAUAUAAAAUUAUAUAUAGUUUUUCGUUUUAGCUAAAAAAGAAAAUGUUCAGUCAAGAAAAUCAAGAAAUUUUAGGUUGCUUUUAUGUUGUCGAAAGAUUGCGUAGGUGAAUGGAAUGUGUAGGUGAAACAAUGAUCGCGUCCAUUCACCUACGCAUUCUUUCGAUAGCAUAAAAGCAACCUAAAUUUUUGAAAUCAUUUACUGGUCAGGUCUGAUGAUUCCCAUACGGAUGAACUCUACUCAUACUCGUUUUGAACAUGAUAUCUCGCUCGUUCGCUGCGCUCACUCGUGAGAUAUCAUGUUCAACACUCGAAAUAAAUCUGGUAUUUCCGCGCUCCCAUGUAUCAUUCUCUAUAUAUACUGUAUACUAGGCUGCUGUUAAUAUUACCUUUACAUGAUGUGAAUUUGCACUUCUUUACACUUAUGAAGACUUUUGCAUUGGCAUAUGGAUCGCAAGUUGACAUGGAGGACAACGAGAAUGUCACACUACUCAUCCAACAAAUGAUAGAAUGCUUAAGCGAAGUUCACCCAGAGCUCCUGCAAAAACAAAAGUUUCACCUUUUAUUGCACCUGCAAGACGAAAUGUUAGACUUUGGUCCACCAGCUGGUUUUAACACAGAAAGGUAUUCUGUGGCAAGAUGUAAUAUACAUAUAUAAGUAUAUGGUAUAAUCGCAAAUAAUAGAGCGUAAUAUAGUUUUUCGUCUUAUACCUAAAAAAAAACACAACAGUCUGUUUCAUCCAAUCAUCCGUAUGAUUCUAUAACGGUUGAAACGAACCGUUGUGUUUUUUUUAGGUAAGACAAAAACUAUAUAUACAGUAUAUAUAUAUGAUUCAAUAAUUGUAGAAGUUCUCCGGAUUUAAAAUAAUAUAAUAUAAUAUAUACCAUCCUGAAGACAUUCUUUACUAAAUUGUUUUAGAUUUGAAGCGUUUAAUUCUGUGAUAAGAACCCUUAAUGUGUAUUCAAAUCGUCACGGAAGCAGUAAGGAUAUUGGGGAGCGAUUACUCCAACACCAUGUCCUGAAGUUUUUGAUCAAUGGAGGUCGCUGGGGAACGGACAACAGGUUAUUUAUAUAGUUAUCCCACUUUAUUAAAUAGACAACCGUGUAAGAGAGCAGCGUAAGAAUGUCAUGUGCAAUUUAAUAAUUAUAAAACUUUUUUCGUGUUGAUAUAGAGUUAUGUCAACACAAGUGGAAUUAAAUCUCAUACCUAAUCUGUAUUGUUAAAUUUUCCUUAACUAUACUUAGAACAUCUGCUUCACAAGAAAUAAUCCGACUAAGUCAACUGCCAGUGAUUCAGAAGUUUAUGUACCAGGUCGAUGCCAAUUGCAGUCAGUCACACAAACAAAUCUACCAACCUGGAAGCCUUAGGCUGGUUAGUAUAUAUAUCAUACAUUCAUUAAUAUACUGUAUAUUGCCAUUACCAGUGGAUUGCUUGUCAGACAUCAAACAAAUUUUCACAUAAUUUAAGUAUUUAUAAAAUUAUUUUUACUAUGAUCACAGGGAACAUAUAAGAAUCACAGACUACAAAUGAUGCAAACGGAGGACAUCUUACCCAUCAUUGCUCUGCAAGAUGACAUUGAAGCUCAAGAUGUCCAUAUUCCACCCCAGUGUAAACAGUUUAAAGGCUGUAUUGCACAAAACAGAACACUGGUCCAGAAAGGAGAAGCCUUCGCAUAUAUGAACCUCAAUGAUGAGGUACUAUAAUUACAAUGCUAUCACAUUUGUAUUUGAUACUGCCACAGUGGUGGAAAUUCAAUUCUUCUGAGGAAGCCUGGGGGGGCUAAAGCCAUCAACUUGUUUGACAAAUCCCCAGUCCACAAUAAAAAAAUGCUGUUUUAGCCCUUUACAUAUCAAAAUUUUGAACGAUAGGCCUUAUGCAUUAUGAAAUAUUCUUGCUGUGUGUGACCACUACAACCAGAAUGCUUAGCAUGUAUUUGCUAUCUUUUUCUGUUAAAAACUCACUAAGCAUUCUGAUUAUAAUGGCCACGAACAAUAAGAAUACAUCAUAAUGCAUUUAUAAGGUUUAUUAAAAUGUAACUGUAGGGUCAACAGAAUAUUUAACAGCUAAAAAUUUCAACAGCAUACCAUUGCAUUUCAGAUAUGUUUUGGACGAUUUUGCACAUCAGUGCAAUUCUCCCACGAAGAACAGCCAGCAAAUUGGGUUCUGCUAACACCAUACACCCCUCUAAGAGCAGCUGAUGGUGAUGUUCUUCAUGGGAAGUUUCGAUCUCCCAUUCUUGAGGAAACAGAAGGAAAGGCGCUUGUUAGAGCCAACGCUGUGUUGGAGAAGGUCAACAUGGUCCACAACUGCGAUCACAGAUGUGCCUUCACCAUCACUGAUCAUCACUGUGCUGAAGAAAGAGAGAUGGUGACAACAGAAAGGUGUGUCUUUCAGCAUGAUAUGGCUAACAAAACAUAUCUGAUAAACAGAUUUUAUCUUGGUGAGACAUGGAAAUACAUUCCCGACAUGGCUCAGGAUUGA
Molecule: messenger RNA, 7814 nt
Organism: Paramuricea clavata
Lineage: Eukaryota; Metazoa; Cnidaria; Anthozoa; Malacalcyonacea; Plexauridae
Source: the annotation of a GenBank genome assembly